Messenger RNA from Thamnophis sirtalis, 3447 nucleotides. Lineage: Eukaryota; Metazoa; Chordata; Lepidosauria; Squamata; Natricidae. The record is from RefSeq and is a predicted model, not a curated record.
ACGGUGCCCGGCUCGAUUUCCCAUCGCCCGUCUUUCCUGGUCGUCGAGAGGAGUGGCUGCCCAUCCCGCUGGCUUUCUGGCAGCGCCAUGGCAGAGCUGGAGAGCCUGGAGUUCGGCAAAGCAGACUUCGUGCUUCUCGACACAGUGUCGAUGCCGGAGUUCAUGGCCAAUCUCCGGUUGAGGUUUGAAAAGGGACGGAUCUACACAUUUAUUGGGGAAGUAGUGGUUUCUGUAAAUCCUUACAAGAAUUUGAACAUCUAUGGCCGUGAUAUAGUUGAGCAAUACAAAGGGCGUGAGUUGUAUGAGAGGCCACCUCAUCUCUUUGCCAUCGCAGAUGCAGCAUAUAAAGCCAUGAAGAGGCGAUCAAAGGACACAUGCAUUGUAAUAUCAGGUGCGUCAGAGAUACCUGCUACCUCCCCUUCUGGUGAUACUUUAAACAAAGCUGGAAGAUUAAAACUAGAAAGGGUGAAGAACAUGCUGCUGAAAUCCAACUGUGUUCUGGAAGCUUUUGGCAAUGCGAAAACUAACCGUAAUGACAACUCCAGCCGCUUUGGAAAAUAUAUGGAUAUCAAUUUUGAUUUCAAAGGAGACCCCAUAGGUGGACAUAUCAAUAAUUACUUGCUGGAAAAGUCCCGGGUGAUUGUGCAGCAACUAGGAGAGAGAAACUUUCACUCCUUCUACCAGCUUCUUCAAGGUGGCUCUGAGCAGCUUCUGCGAUCUUUGUAUCUACAUAAAGAUCUAUCUGCAUAUAGCUAUAUUAGUGCUGGAACUCAACCAAAGUGUACCAUUAACGACAGUGCAGAUUUCAAAGCUGUUGCUGAUGCAAUGAAAGUGAUUGGAUUUGGACCAGAAGAGGUUCAAACAGUGUACAAAAUCCUUGCUACCAUUCUGCAUUUGGGCAACUUAAAAAUUUCUGUGGAUGGUGAAACACCAGUGAUUGAAAAUGGCAAGCUAGUAUCUGUCAUUGCAGAUCUGCUCUCAACUAAAGCUGAUACAGUAGAGAAGGCCCUGCUUUUUCGAACUGUAGCUACUGGUCGUGAUAUCAUUGAUAAGCAACACACAGAGCAAGAAGCCACUUAUGGCAAAAAUGCAUUUGCAAAGGCAAUGUAUGAGCGCCUUUUCUGCUGGAUUGUGAUGCAUAUCAAUGAUGGGAUUGCAGUGAAAGAUUACAACAGCACUGUUCACGGCAAAAACACAGUGAUUGGAGUUCUUGAUAUCUAUGGCUUUGAGAUCUUUGACAAUAACAGUUUUGAACAAUUCUGCAUUAACUACUGCAAUGAGAAGUUGCAACAGCUCUUCAUUCAACUUGUUUUGAAGCAAGAACAGGAAGAAUAUCAGCGAGAGGGGAUUCCUUGGAAGCAUAUUGACUACUUCAACAACCAGAUUAUUGUUGAUCUUGUGGAGCUGCAGCACAAGGGAAUCAUAGCCAAUUUGGAUGAUGCGUGCAUGAAUGUUGGAAAAGUCACAGAUGAAAUGUUCCUGGAGGCUCUUAAUAAGAAGUUGGGCAAGCAUGCUCACUUUUCCAGCAGAAAGCUUUGUGCUACGGAUAAAAACCUGGAAUUUGAUAGAGACUUUCGGAUUAAGCAUUAUGCUGGAGAUGUUAUUUAUUCGGUCACAGGAUUCAUUGAUAAAAAUAAGGACACUUUAUUUCAAGACUUCAAGCGUUUGAUGUAUAACAGUUCCAACCCUGUGCUGAAAAAGAUGUGGCCGGAAGGCAAGCUGAGUAUCACAGAAGUGACCAAGCGGCCACUGACUGCUGCUACACUUUUUAAGAACUCAAUGAUUGCCUUAGUGGACAACUUGGCAUCCAAGGAGCCAUACUAUGUCCGCUGCAUUAAACCCAAUGAGAAGAAGUCACCACAGCUGUUUGAUGAAGAACGAUGCAAGCAUCAAGUUGAAUAUCUUGGACUUCUGGAAAAUGUAAGAGUACGGCGGGCAGGAUAUGCCUAUCGCCAAACGUAUGAAAAAUUUCUUCACAGGUACAAAAUAAUUCCUGAAUUUACUUGGCCAAAUCACAAACUACCAUCUGACAAGGAGGCUGUGAAAAAAUUGAUUGAGCACUGUGGGUUUCAAGAUGAUGUGGCAUAUGGAAAGACAAAGAUUUUUAUUCGCACACCACGAACUCUUUUUACGUUGGAAGAAAUGCAUGCCAAGAUGCUUGAAUGGGUGGUUCUCUUUCUACAAAAGGUUUGGAGAGGUACAUUAGCUCGACUCCAAUAUAAGAGGACCCGAGCUGCCCUCAAGAUUUUAAAAUGUUACCGUCGAUACAAAGUAAAGUCUUACAUCUGUGAAGUUGCCCGGCGAUUUCAAAAUGUGAAGUCUAUGAAAGAUUAUGGGAAGCACGUGAAGUGGCCUAAUCCUCCAAAAGUUUUGCGACGGUUUGAAGAAGCUCUACAUGCAAUCUACUACAGAUGGAGAGCACAUGAACUAAUCAAAAAUAUCCCACCCAAAGAUUUGCCACAAAUCAAGGCAAAAGUGGCAGCAUUGGAGUUGCUUAAGGGCCAUCGAGGGGAUAUUGGAUUGCGAAGGGUCUGGCAGGGCAACUAUCUUGCAUUGAAUCCUGGUAAUUCUCAGACUAAUAGUUCAUUCACCUCUGUUACUUCUGAGUUGCAACGCAAGGACAAGUUCAUGAGAAUUCUUUUCUCUUCUCAAGUUCGUAAGGUGAACCGCUUCAAUAAGGUAGAAGAUCGAGCAAUUUUUAUAACUGACAGACACCUUUAUAAGAUGGACCCUAUAAAGCAAUACAAAGUGAUGAAAACUAUCCCACUGUAUAAUCUAACAGGACUGAGUAUCUCUAAUGGAAAGGAUCAGCUCGUGGUUUUCCAUACAAAAGACAACAAAGAUCUAAUUGUCUGCCUUGUCAGUAUGCAUUCACUUAAUGAGAACAGAAUUGGGGAGCUGGUUGGAGUCGUGGCAAAUCACUUCAAAAGUGAAAACCGUCGCCUGCAAGUAAACAUCACCAACCCUGUCCAGUGCAGCAUGCAUGGGCGAAAAUGCAGCAUCUCAGUGAAAACCAAAAUCAACCAAUCAGAGCCAAACUUCAUCAAGGAUUGGACAUGUUUCAUCCUCUGGGUACCUGAGAAUUAAUUUUACUCUGUCACUAAGCAUCCUUCCAUAAUCUACUGAUGCCUUCAAUCUUAGUGCCUUGAGUCUUAUGGAGGAAGGGAUAUGAAAGUAUUGAUCUGUGACACUCAUCUAGACAUUGUUAAUGAAUUGAAAAUUUGAAAUGCUUCCUCCAUUAAGCCAACUAUGAUUUUAAAUUAUUAUGUACCAAAGUGGCUUUUAUUAAUGAAUUCUCCAGAUAUAUAAAAUUAUUGUAGAGCUAAUAGUUGUGACUGAAAUGGAAGGAACCAAAAAAAUAUGAGAAUAAACAGAAGGACCCACUUUUCUAUAAGAGAGUGAUAAGAGGCUUCAUCCCUUCAGUUCCUCCCUCCCUCCCUCCCUCCC